AUGGCGUUGCAAGGGGAAGAGGUUCCUUGUGACAAGGUUUACCAAGCCUGGAGAUGUCUCAAAGGCUUGGGAACGAAGUGGGGCCACCUCGAUUUAUGUUGGAUGACGUACAUCUGCGGCAUCACAUCAUCUCGGCAGUUACAGGGUCUUCCCAGCAGCCUGCAAUCGUUAACCUUGAAGGACUUCAAUGAGAAGCUUCCACGGCUUCCGCCCUUGCUUCAUAGUUUGACUCUGAUGGGAUCUGGCUUCGAGCAGAAAUUAGGAUCUGGCUACGGUCUGCCGAGUGAACUGCGACAUUUGACGCUGCCACCCUCCUUUGAUCAGAGUUCGCAUGACGUUGUGUGGCCGUCGAAUCUACUGAGCUUGACGCUGGGAACCAACUUCAACCACAGCCUGCAAGGUGUGAAGUUCCCGGUGACCUUAGAAAGUUUGAGUUUCGGCUGGUGCUUUUCCCAGAGUUUGAAGCCGGUCUAUGAGCGUUUGCCAAACCUCAAACGCUUACGCCUGGAUUCCUUCAGGUCGAUGAAUGCGCUGAAGCAUUUCAGUCGAUUGGAGCAACUGAACAUGUACAGUCCGCGCUGUGAGGAGUUAACGAUGCUGCCAAGCUCUCUGAGAAGUUUGACGAUCAGAGGUUGCCAAGACUUCCAGUCCGAGUCUCUACAAGCGCUGAUCAAAUUGGAGACGCUGAAGAUUUUGGGUAAGGACUGUAUAGCCAAUACAAUGGUCGUUCACGAGCUCGUGAAGUGGCCGGAAAGCUUGCGAAGUAUGACUUUAGACUUCGACCUAAAGAGCUCUGAUAUGCAACUUCCUUCAGCACUGGAAGAACUGAACUUCAAGUCUGGCACGAUUUGGAACUUGCAGUUUCCUCCAAGUUUGGUGAGCUUGGAUUUGGGUGAGCUGUUCUAUCCCAAUCUUCAUGAGCUCUGUCAGUUGCCAAAUCUCCAGCAUCUCAAGCUAGGCCGCUGUGCAAAGAUCGUCUUCCCCCUACCUGCGACCCUGCGAUCGCUACAUCUGCGUGACUCCCAGGGCCCACAGCCGACGGCCAUGCCGUUGCCAGAGCUGGAAGAAUUGGACUUGGGUGACCGUUUCAAUUCUCCGGUCUUUUUCCCACUGCCUGCGAAGCUCAAGAGCUUGAGAUUUGGCAAAAGAUUUAACCACUCCUUGGCCAACAUCAAGUUCCCAGAGACGCUGGAGACGUUGAGCUUUGGAGCGGCAUUUACUCAGCACAUCCUUUUGCCGCCCAAGUUGCAGAAGUUAGAGUUCAGAGGUAGCUUCAAGUUGGAUGGGGUGAAACUACCUCAAAGCUUGCGCAGCCUCAAAAUCGGCCUUGAAAGCCUUGAAAGCCUUGAGAGUCCCACUGCUUUGGACUCUCUAAAAUUGGAUGAGUUGGAAUAUUUGGAUGAGUUCAUGUGCCAGGGUCUUACUGUGGGUUGCAACAAUGUUGCGCCGCUUGCGGGUUGGGAGACCACCUGUGAGUUGCUCUGCAGCAUGAUCUCCAAAGAGAUUGAUCCAGAUCUCUACAGCAUCAACAACAUGAUCGGAGCCUUAGCGAAUACCCCGAAAUGGAAAGAGGCACUACACAUGUUCAGCAACAUGGAGAAUUUCAGAUUGGCCCCCGACUUCGUGACCCACUCAGUGAUCCUUGCGGGACGGAUCCAAGCCAUGGUGCAGGAGGAGCGGCUCGAUGCUUAG
Cladocopium goreaui is the source of this 1692-nucleotide messenger RNA. NCBI's taxonomy places the organism in Eukaryota, Dinophyceae, Suessiales, Symbiodiniaceae. The record is from the annotation of a GenBank genome assembly.